AUGCUGGCUAUCGUUUCUCUUGCUGUUUUUACGCUACUACCUCAGGUGUCUGGACACUCUGCUUUCUUCCACCCGAGCAUGUGGGGAUUCAACGUCACCGACAAGACUUUCGACUACGACAACAGACCGGUCGCGCCUAUCAAGAAUAUGAAUUUUGACAAGUGGUGGUUCCACAACCAUCUCGACUAUCCACCUAACGAAGGCGAUUUCUUCGAACUGCCGGCAGGCAAGCCAGCGACUGCCGAAAUUGCAUGCAACAAAGGCGCUACAUCGUACUUCGCCUCAUCAGAAGGAGGAGACGUUCGCGACCCCAACAACCCGAACAACGUGUGUCCCAACUCGGGCACAGAGGCGUACCACACUCUAGGCUUUGAUGAUUUGGAAGGGUGUGCAUUGGCUAUCGCGUACAAGAGCGACGUGAAGCAGGUCCAGCCGGAGGAUUUCACAAUCUUUAGUGUGAACCAGACCUGCGUUUGGACGCGCUUCACGGACUUCCAAGUUCCUGCUCGCAUGCCUCCUUGUCCUGAAGGUGGAUGCAUUUGUUCGUUCUUCUGGAUCCACUCGCCUAACAGUGGUGGAGAAGAGAACUACAUGAACGGUUUUCGGUGCAACGUAACUGGCUCGAUCUCCGACGUCCCCCCCGCCAAGCCCACAGUUGCUCGUCGUUGCGGUGCAGACCCCGUCAACAACCGACUCCAGGCUGCCCCAGCGAACUGUACCUAUGGCGCCAAACAACCCUUCUAUUGGUUCAAUAAUGAGCGCAACAAUAUGUUCGAAGGCACCUACUCCCCACCCGUCUACAACGAUCGCUACAACUUCCUUGACGGCGCCCAAGACGACAUCUUCAUCGAUUCCUACCUCUCCAUUCCCACCCCUGCUCCGAACGCCGCCAUGCCCCUCCUUGCCGACGUCUCAGCGAAGCUGCCCAUCGCAUCCAUCAACGACUCGACUAAUGCAAUUACCCCCCGUGGUUGCGGACAAGCUUCCACUUCUCUCUCUUCAGGUGCGGGGUCGACCACAGAGUAUGCCAAGACCAAACGCGACAUGAGCGACGCACAUCGGCCGUGGAGCCGCUCCAGGAUCGCACUGAUGAGCAGGCGCAGCAGAAAGCUUGACCGGAAGAACCGCCGGAGCCUCUGGAACAUGUAG
Messenger RNA from Cyclocybe aegerita, 1149 nucleotides. The record is from the annotation of a GenBank genome assembly. Lineage: Eukaryota; Fungi; Basidiomycota; Agaricomycetes; Agaricales; Hemipholiotaceae.